AAAACCAUAAAGCACUAACGAGUUUUGACAUUUGUUAUCGUGCUUAUUGUUUGGUUUUCAGAAGUGGAUUUUGUCACAAAAUAUAGCUUUAAAACUAAUACUGUAAACAAAUUUCUUCAAAACUAACAUGGGAGUAGAUGUAGAAACUAUUACACCUGGAGAUGGUGUUACUUUUCCCAAGCCUGGUCAAACUGUGAUAGUGCACUAUACUGGAACACUGCAGAAUGGUAAAAAGUUCGAUUCGUCGAGGGAUAGAGGGCAGCCGUUCAAGUUUACCCUAGGCAGGGGCGAUGUUAUUCAAGGAUGGGAUCAAGGAAUUUGCAGGAUGUCUGUAGGUGAGCGAGCAAAGUUGAUUUGUUCUCCUGACUACGCCUAUGGCUCUAGAGGCCACCCAGGCGUUAUUCCACCGAACGCUACCCUAAUAUUCGAUGUCGAGCUAAUACGUGUUGAAUAAUUGUUAUGAACAAGUACCACACACUUACGGAAAUACUCAAAUGAAACUCAAUUGGUUUGGUUUUGGUUUGGUAAUAACAUUUUUUGUAAAGACAAGACUUUGUGGUUCGUCAAAUGUAAUGUAAACAGUAGCUUUAGUACGAGAUUGCAUUACGUUAAACAAAAACAAACUUGUAUUAAGGGUACUGCAUAGAUAUUAGUAUAUGUUUUGAUAAUUUGAAAGUUUCAAUCACAUAAAACGGGCAAUGAAAACAUGAAAGUAAUAUUUGAGUAUUUCAAUCUUGAAUUAAAUAUUAAAUGUUAAUAAUUAUUGUCAUUAAAUGUCUAUAAUAAUUGUUUAAAACAGCAUUAGGUUUGUGACUUACAUGUGAUGUUAUUGAAUACUCCGAUUUAAGUGUAGUUUGCUAGAGUUCGUUUUAUAGCAGGAAACAUAAUCAUGGAUAGAAGACUUGUAUUGGCGUAACAAUGGUGAAUAGAAAGUCAUUUAAAUGACUUCAGUUUGAUGAUAUUCGGUCAGGCAAAAAUGAGUCUUGUCGGUAGAACCAAAUAAGGAUUAGAAUGUGUGAAGUAACACCUUUUUUUCAUAAACAAGUACUGAUUUAUAAUCUAGCAGAUUAGUGUUGAAUUGCUCUAAUGCUAUUUAAAUUGAGUAGAAACUCCUCAGAUACGCUAGAUACAUAUGAAGGCAAUGGGGGCUAGUUUUGUGCUCAGCAAAUUGCACAAAUGUAGGUAGACAUUUUGUCCAAUCACAGUAGCUGUCAAAUAUUGAACGUCCAAUGGUGUUCUAGCUGAAUUCUUAUUGGACAAGGAACGAGAAGUUCACACUAGUGACAUUUGUUGAACAUAAAUACUACCCCCAUUGAAUUGAUAAGAUUUCCUUAAACAGAUUGUAGUACUCUCGAUAUAAAUCUAAUUAUGGAUAUUAAGUGGUAACCAAAAUAAGGCAGUUGUCCCACUGGCAACGAUGAACGAGUAACGAGUAGAGCUAGAACUAGAAACGAGUGAAAACGAGUGAAAACAAAAACAAACAAGUGAAGCGAGCACUCGCCGGCAGUGUGAACAGUCAGCGAUCAACUAUUUGUAUAUGCAUCUCUUUUGUUUACACGGAAAGUAUAUCUAUUGUACGUUUCUUGAGCGAGAAAAUAGCCGAUAGUUAGUCGUUCACUCGCUGUUGGUGGGACAACUGCCUAAGGAGAACAGCUUAAUUAGACCUCUUUGCUAGAUAAAGAGCAUAAGCUUCGACCAUGUUUGCUGUGAUGGUGUUAACACAAACAUUUUGUAUUUUGAUGUUUAAAAUGUAUGGAAUUUUGUGAUAUAAGUACAGAUACCAGAUCGAUCUUGGUCAGAUUAUGAUUGGGCUAUGAGAUUUUCAACUUUAUUCCAAAAUUAUAUGGUUGAAAGCUGUUUGAAGAAUCUUAGUAGUCUUCGUAACUUACUAAAUUCAUCUCUUGGUCAGAUCAUGAUUGGGGUAAGAGAUUUUCAAAUUUAUUCCAAAAGUAUAUGGUUGAAAGUUGUUUGAAGAAUCUUAGUAGUCUCUGUAACUUACUAAAUUCAUCUCUUGGUCAGAUCAUGAUUGGGCUAAGAGAUUUCCAACUUUAUUCCAAAAGUAUAUGAUUGAAAGUUGUUUGAAGAAGGUCUCUGGUAGCUUGUAGGACUAGUAUCUGUACUUAUAUUGUUGUAACUACUUGUACCUAAUUUUAAGUCCUAAGUUUUAUUAUUUUUUUUGUGCUUAGCUUCCUAAUAAAUAGUGUUGCUAGUGGUUUAUUUUGUCACCAUAGAUCAUUGUAGCAUGCCAUAAAAACUUCUUAGAAUCGAAAUAAGCUUUUGAUCUUUUUUGUAGUCUGUGCAAAGUUUUAUUUAUUCUGUGCUCCAUAGCUUUACUUGAAUAAGCUUUUAAGCACAAAGUAUAGGAUUUGUAAAUAAUUUUAAAAUAUAUUUCAUCCAGUGUAUGCCUUGCUGAAAUUGUUAUUUUAAUUUUAUUAAUAAUUAUUGUAUGUAAUAAAAGAUUUUAUUUAAUUGGGAA
Molecule: messenger RNA, 2476 nt
Organism: Spodoptera frugiperda (fall armyworm)
Lineage: Eukaryota; Metazoa; Arthropoda; Insecta; Lepidoptera; Noctuidae
Product: peptidyl-prolyl cis-trans isomerase Fkbp12-like
Exons: 3
Coding region: 128-454 (108 amino acids)
Molecular function (GO): peptidyl-prolyl cis-trans isomerase activity
Source: RefSeq, a predicted model, not a curated record